CGGAAAAAGAAGCUUUAUCUUUGGCUGAAACAUAUUGCUUCACCACCAGAAUGAGUCCCCCUAUCAUCAACUUUCCGUCCCUUCAGCCUGCCAUUGUGUGGAAGGUCAAUGUGGGUGCUGGCCACCCCAUUGGGCCCCGUCAGAGCGGUGCUACUCUGAUCCAUUUUGAAACACCCACCGGCACAGUCGAGACUGUGGAAGGAUUUGAGCCUAAAUUCAAAGCCAACGUUGUCUUUGGCGCCGACUGGCUCGAGUUUGACCCAGACCAGAAACAUGCGCGGAUCAACAUGAAGGCGAUCGCCCGAACUGAGGAUGGCAAGGAGAUUAGCUUCGGCUACACUGGCAUCAUUGAUACGAAUGAGGCCGUCCUCAAGAUCUUCCAUCAGCAACCUGACUCCGUCAGUGUGCCGUUCGGGUUCAGCACUGGCGCUCAUACCUUCCACAGUGGGGACCCUGAGCUCCAGGAAUUGCAGAACUUUACGUUGAUUGGCAACGGUCGGAUGUUGGUCGACGAGAAGACCCGUGUUAUCACGGUCGAGUCCCGUCUCUCGAAGGUGGUUCCAGCUACAGGUUUUGAUUAGAAACGCCUGGAUACGGUGCUUUGUAGAGAUCAUGGUGCAAACGUAGGAUGUUGUCUCGACUAACGUGCCGUGUUGAACCGAGACCUAGAGAAUGAAGCGUUGCUAUUAUAAUCGCAAAUUGCCCUUAAAUUGAACAUAGAAUAAGUUCUGCAUUUUUAAGCUAGAUUAAUGAUGCUCUGGCUCCAAAAUUAUGCUCUGCUUAUGCAUGUACACCCUGCUUCCAGGCAUUGUCGAGCAGCAGUACACUGAGUAGUCAAAGCACAACUGCGGCUUACAUGCAAGGAAGUGGGAUCAAGGAAAUUAUUUUCACGCCAAUAUCCCAACUCGUAGGCUUGUUUUGCUUACAUUUUAAACCAAUAACAACGCCCGAUGACCGAAUAAUAGCUGUGACAUCAUCACCAUCGUCGGCGAAAUUCGCCGUCCCCUGCGCUGUACCCCUCCGAGGACGACAUCCCACUCCUCUUAGCUCCUUGUAGUCGC
Messenger RNA from Aspergillus melleus, 1061 nucleotides. Its product is annotated as DUF3237 domain-containing protein. NCBI's taxonomy places the organism in Eukaryota, Fungi, Ascomycota, Eurotiomycetes, Eurotiales, Aspergillaceae. The transcript has 5 exons. The record is from RefSeq and is a predicted model, not a curated record. The coding region runs from base 51 to 581 and encodes 176 amino acids.